AUGCCUCCAGCGCUGUCGGAGAGUGAGAGCGGGAGCCCUGAGAUUGAGGCCCAGGUUACACUCGAAGCGAACAACGGCCGACCACCUAGAUCGAGUAACGGCCAUACAAAGAAAAUGUCGCAGAACGUUAGUGACGAGGAAGAUGAGAUCUUGGCUGUAACAGCUGAAGAUAAGGAAGAGGAGGAGGAAGACGAGGAUGAGGAGGCUGAGGAGGACGUAUUCGUCGUGGAAUCCAUUAAGAAUCACAUGUUUGAUGAAGACGGCGAGAUCCGCUUCCAAGUUAAAUGGGAAGGCUACAACCGCCCGAGCGACAUGACUUGGGAACCCGAAGAGAAUCUUGUAACUGCGACUGAAAUAGUAGAGGACUACUACAACCAAAUAGGCGGCCGCGAGUUCGUCAACGAUGAAGCCGCGAGGGAACUUGAGAAGGUCAAAACUGCCCCGCCCCGUAAGCGUGGGCGCGCACCCUCUGGCAGCGCAGCGGCGCCGAAGGGAAAGAGGGGUAAGGUAGAGAAGGUGGAGAAGCACCCGAAGGACACUACACCACCGGCGUCAUUGGACUUUAAGGUGCCGACUGGGAACUGGGAGCACGAGGCCACUGCGAUCGAGCAGGUUGAGGAGCAGGAUGAUGGAUCACUGCAGGUGCAUAUUGUUUGGAAGGGAGGGCAAAGAACGGCCCACCCAGUUGAAAGGGCUUACAAGCACUGUCCACAGAAGAUGCUGAGAUUCUACGAGCAGCACAUAGUCUUCGGGAAAGGAGGCGGCAAAAAGUUAAUGAACAAGACGGUUAUCGACAAGUAA
Messenger RNA from Pseudogymnoascus verrucosus, 801 nucleotides. RefSeq lists its product as uncharacterized. Gene Ontology annotation, cellular component: pericentric heterochromatin; nucleus. The transcript has 7 exons. The record is from RefSeq and is a predicted model, not a curated record. Gene Ontology annotation, molecular function: chromatin binding. NCBI's taxonomy places the organism in Eukaryota, Fungi, Ascomycota, Leotiomycetes, Thelebolales, Thelebolaceae. Gene Ontology annotation, biological process: chromatin organization; negative regulation of transcription by RNA polymerase II. Bases 1 to 801 code for a protein of 266 amino acids.